Chroicocephalus ridibundus (black-headed gull) is the source of this 4679-nucleotide messenger RNA. It is a transcript of the gene NR2F1, whose product is annotated as nuclear receptor subfamily 2 group F member 1. Bases 1577 to 2398 code for a protein of 273 amino acids. Lineage: Eukaryota; Metazoa; Chordata; Aves; Charadriiformes; Laridae. The record is from RefSeq and is a predicted model, not a curated record. Gene Ontology annotation, molecular function: zinc ion binding; RNA polymerase II cis-regulatory region sequence-specific DNA binding; nuclear receptor activity. The transcript is spliced from 4 exons. Gene Ontology annotation, biological process: positive regulation of transcription by RNA polymerase II; negative regulation of transcription by RNA polymerase II; anatomical structure development.
UCCCCCCGCGGCGGUGCGGGCGUGCGUGUGCCAGGGCUCUCCCCUCUGUCUCUGUCUCCCUGCCUUGUGCAUACGCGCACACACCUAUAUGCAUAUACAUAUAUAUACACGCGCGCACACGCGCAGAUAUAUGUGUAUAUAUAUAUAUAUUUACGGCUCUCCGUGGCGAUCUAGGUCUCUCUCCCUCUCUAUUUCCAUGCACACGUCAAUCUCUCCCUCUGCCUGCACUCCAUCUGGCAGCUUUGCGCCAGGUUUUGUUGUUAUUGUGGAUGGUGGUUGGUGGUGUUUUCUUUUGCUUUUCGGUUUGUGCCUCCUGCCCUCCCUCCCGCUCCUCCCCACCCCCUUCCCCGGCACCGCCGCGCUCGCCCCUUCCCCGCUCAUUGUGCCCGGAAUUUUACCAUUAUUACCGUUAUUAUUAUUAUUAUUAUUACUACUACUACUAGUACGAUCGCUCGCUAAAUAUUUAUCAUUUAGCCGCUGUCUCCGCUCCCGCGCGCGUGUGAGUGUGUGUGUGUGCGUGUGCGUGUAUUUGGAUGUGGUUUUGUCUAUUGUUGGCAUGAGACCGGGGGGUGGGGGGAGAUACAUCUCUCUCCCGUACGAGAUGUGCUUCCAUUCAGCUUCCUUUUCCCCCCACCACCACCACCCCCCCCUUCCGCCCCAUCAUUUCUUUUUAAACCCGCAACACUUCUCGGUAGAUCCAUUUCCCAGCCUCAUUCAUUUUAUUUCCCCCCACCCCGAAAGAAAGAUGAAAGACGUGUAAGUAGGGAAGAAAAGAGGAAAGGGGGUGAAAAAGAGGAAAGGGCAGAAAAAGAAAAAAAAAGAGGGGGAAAUGUACUACUCUAUCUCCGCUUCCCUGUGCUUCCCGGUGCCCCGGAGUGUGCUUCUGUGCGAGAUUUGGCCUUGUUUUCACUCCAUGCGUUCAAAGGAAAGUUUGUGACUGAACCGGGUUUCUGUACUUCUGUCAUUUCUUUUUUUUUUUUUUUAGCACGCUGCUCAUUUUAUUUCUUCAUCAAACUCCACCCUCUCCUUAAAGCCUGCAUACAAAUCGCGAUUUAUAACCUAUUUACCGGUCCUUCUCAUUUUAGCAGAAUCCGCAGCCUGCAUCUGGCAGCGGGCUCCUCACCAUUUCCAACUGCUCUGCUAUUUAUUUAUUAUUUUUUUCCUCCUCCUUUCCAAGAGUCGCUGUGGUUUUUCCUUGCGUUCAGGCUCAUUCUCGCGUAGGAAGAUUUCCUGCCCUCCUUUCUCCUCGAAAUGUAUUUUCUCGGUUUACAGUUAAAGUUUACCCUGUGACUGUCGUUAAAGAUGUCUUAGAGUCACAUCAGCGAAACAGUCAAUUUUGCGGAGCGGGGAUUACUACUGCCUUAAUUGGUUUUAAAAUUAUAUUUUAUAUGCCACAAGAAAAGGAAUGAAGCUGCUCCAGAUCUGAAAGAGCUCGCAAAUAUGACGACUUCAUUGGUAGCUCCAGGGGCUGUUGUUGCAAGCUUGUGCAUUCACUGUGCAACGCUGACUGCAGGCUUUUGCAGUGGCAACAGCGCACCAAAGAUAUUAAUUACACCGUCCCCUUUUUUUUCCACGAAUGUUUGGCUAUUCGGUUCAGCGAGGAAGGAUGCCGCCCACCCAGCCCAACCCCGGCCAGUACGCCCUGACCAACGGCGACCCCCUGAACGGCCACUGCUAUCUCUCGGGAUACAUCUCCCUGCUGCUGCGGGCCGAGCCCUACCCCACCUCCCGCUACGGCAGCCAGUGCAUGCAACCCAACAACAUCAUGGGCAUCGAGAACAUCUGCGAGCUGGCCGCCCGCCUGCUCUUCAGCGCCGUCGAGUGGGCCCGCAACAUCCCCUUCUUCCCCGACCUGCAGAUCACCGACCAGGUGGCCUUGCUGCGGCUCACCUGGAGCGAGCUCUUCGUCCUCAACGCCGCCCAGUGCUCCAUGCCCCUCCAUGUGGCCCCGCUGCUGGCCGCCGCCGGCCUCCACGCCUCCCCCAUGUCGGCCGACCGCGUCGUCGCCUUCAUGGACCACAUCCGCAUCUUCCAGGAGCAGGUGGAGAAGCUGAAGGCGCUGCACGUCGAUUCGGCCGAGUACAGCUGCCUGAAAGCCAUCGUCCUCUUCACCUCAGACGCCUGCGGCCUGUCGGAUGCUGCGCACAUCGAGAGCCUUCAGGAGAAGUCCCAGUGCGCGCUGGAGGAGUAUGUGCGGAGCCAGUACCCCAACCAGCCCAGCCGCUUCGGCAAGCUGCUGCUGCGGCUGCCCUCCCUGCGCACCGUCUCCUCCUCCGUCAUCGAGCAGCUUUUCUUCGUCCGCUUGGUAGGUAAAACCCCCAUCGAAACCCUCAUCAGGGAUAUGCUACUGUCGGGGAGCAGCUUCAACUGGCCUUACAUGUCCAUCCAGUGCUCCUAGAGCCCGGCCCGCACCCCCGGCAGAGAGGCGGCGGAGCGGCGGAGGCGGGAGCGCUCGCACCGAGGGGCAGUUCGGGGUGCGGGGGGGGCCCGGGAGGCGGACACCGAACAAAAGAAAGGGCCGAGGAAAGGCGCAGAGGUGUGGCCGUGGUGGGGGGAGAAGGACGGACCCGGCGUGGGUCCGCGGAGGUUCGGGAUGUUGCGCUUUUUUGGUUGGUUUUGAUUUUUUUUUUUUUAAUUUUUUUUUUUUUUCGGAGAGGAGGAAAAAAGAAAUAAAUAAUAAUAAUAAAAGAGACAAAAAAAGCAAAAAAAAAUUUAAAAAAUAAUAAAAAAAAACAAACAAAAAAAAUAUGAGUAUUGAGGGGAUAUUAAUCAAACCUGAAGGGGAUACUGGAUCUUCCAGGAUUUAUUGUGGACUGUUGUUGAUAUAUGCUGUACAGUAACAAACAAAACAAAACGCGUUGAAACUGAACUGAACCUUGUGUAGAAUGAAAAAAAAAAAAGAAGAAAAAAAACAAAAAACAACCAACAAACGAGCAAACAGACAAACAAACAAAAAUUCCACGCGCAAACACUUACCACGAGCAUUGUUACUCAUUUUGUAAAAUAUUAGUCUUUAUUUUCAUUUUUUGUAAAACUUAAAACAUCGUAUGCGCAUAAAGGAAAAAGAAAAAAAAAAAGAAACGAGAAUUAGGGGAAAAUAACAUUUUCCAAAUAAUUAUAAAAAAAAUUGUCCUGUGUCUAUGUAUCUAUAUCUGUUUUGUAUUUUUUUCUGGUUCCAAACCAGGUUUCCUGUGAUUCUAUACUAAUAAUUUUUGAUAUAACCCUUUGCUUCUUAUAAUGAGUGCGAUAUAUGUUGUCGAAGCUGUUCUUCAAGAAUUAAAAUUGAAGUGAGAAUUUAAACAAAAAUAAAAGGAUUUAGCAAAAAAAAAAAUCAACUUAUCACCCCACAACCCAUGAGUCUUGUUGCUUGAAACAUGCCAACAGUUCACCAAAAAAAAAAAAAAACCCAACAAAAAACAAACAACCAAACAACAACAGAAUCUCCCUGGAUUUUUAACUCCUGUACUGGUGUCAAAAGGGAGAACUUGAAAAAAUGCCUGUGAGGGGUAACAAAGUUGUGUAAACCACGUGAUGUUCCAAAACUGACUUGACUGUGGAAGUUUAGGGCUGAGCUGUCAAGGCCUAGGAGGAGUGAGCAGGAGGCGCGGCGCCAUGGUGAUGAUGAUGAUGAUGAUGCCGUAGGUGACCUUGCUUGGCUGGGGCUGCAGGGCAGACUCUCCAUCGAGGCCGACGGGCCCCAACACGCCGGCCUACCCUUGUGUGGUUAUUUUUUUGGAAGCACUUUUCCCCAUCAGCUGGAGUUUCUGCCAAGUUCACACCUUGCUGCUUUGCUCUUAGACGCCAUUGGCAUGGAUUGAAGUCGCCGUAUGCCACCACUGCCGCCCGUGCAGCGGGAGGCAUACUGUCGCCCUGACUCCUGCUUGCCGCUGGCAUGGUGGCUUUCUGCUUUUGUGGGUUUGGGGUGGGGGGGUUGGUUUUUUGGGUUUGGUUUUUUUUUUUUUUGGCUUCUUCUCUCUUCUUUUCCACCCCAAAGGACUCGCAGACCCCGGCGUGUGCUCCGGCGCGCAUGCCUUAUUCUUGCUCUCAGCCAAAACAUCCCGCUCGCUGUUUCUCCUCACUCCAGUCACUGCGCGUGGAGGCUAUUCCCAGCCCAUUAAUAUAGAAAUCCAACUGGAUGCUUGCUUGUUGGGUGGCGAGCCAGCGCGUUCCGUGCAUGUUUGUGUGCCACGGCCACGCACAAAAUGUGGGCCAUGGCCCCCCACACCGUGGCCACCCACCGCAGGGGCCCGAGCUCUAGUGCCAAAAGCCCUGCUUCAUUUUGGCUUGUCCUUUUUUGCAAAGAAAAUUAAAAAUCGUUGUUGUAAUGGAGCUUCUUUGAAGGUAAAGGCUUCACAAUGCUUCUAGCUGGUGGUGCAGAUCUCUGUAACAGCUUUCAGUGCAUUAAUGUUUUAUAGGAUCUGAGACGGAGCUGUAAGAACACAUACUACCAAGGGAGCUCUUUCUUAACGUAUUAAUAAAGCUGGAUCUUUAAAAAUAACAUUCCCCCCCGCAUGCAGACACCUCCUGUGCCCUCCAAACAAGCCUGGAUGAGGCAGGCUUUUCAGUUUGUGGAGUCAUGGGCAAUGUUUUCCUUUUAAUUUGCUGUCCUCCAUACUCUCCUUCUCUCCCCUCUCUCCCUCUCUCUCUCCUCUUUUUUUUUUUUUUUUUUUUUUUUUUUU